AUGGGAAAGCUGAAAGGCGGCAAGGCUGUGACGAAGGGCUCCGAGGUUGUCGUCCACGCCGUCGGGACGUUGACGGCGGCGGGGGUCGUUUUUUGGAACACGCGUGCGGACCCGCGACGGCCCGAGCCGUUCGCCUACGUCGCCGGCGUCGGCGAGGUCGUGCGGGGGUGGGACGAGGGGUGCGUCGGGAUGCGAGUGGGCGAGACGCGGCGGCUGAGCAUCCCGGCGAGCGAGGGGUACGGCGCCGCCGGGUUCGCGGAGUGGAACAUACCGCCGAACGCGGACCUGACGUUCGACGUCACGGUGCUGAGCAUCGCGUGA
Messenger RNA from Micromonas pusilla CCMP1545, 321 nucleotides. RefSeq lists its product as uncharacterized. Lineage: Eukaryota; Viridiplantae; Chlorophyta; Mamiellophyceae; Mamiellales; Mamiellaceae. The record is from RefSeq and is a predicted model, not a curated record. Gene Ontology annotation, cellular component: cytoplasm. The transcript has a single exon. Gene Ontology annotation, molecular function: peptidyl-prolyl cis-trans isomerase activity. Bases 1 to 321 code for a protein of 106 amino acids.